AGAGGAAGGCGACCUGUCCAGAAAGCGACAUUCAUUGGUCGUCUCCGCAUCACGGUCAUAGUGAACCCAGUCGCCGAUAACUACGAAAGCGGUGUCUUGAGACUGUUGCCGAAAUCCAGCAAGAGAUAGGACACCAAGACAACCACAGAAUUGGGGAAUAAAACGAACUAGCGUCAGAUUAUACUGUCCAGCAUUGAAGCAGCGAUGAUACAGGCAGACAAGAAAAGGCUAUCAAAUGUCCUCCUAUUCCUGAUUCUCUCCGCCGUCAACGUGGCCUUCAACGCCGCCGCGGGUCCAGCAGCGGUAGCGACAGGGGCGCAUGUCAACGACUCCAGCGCGCCGCCCCCGCCCGGCCGGGUGCUGGGGAUCGGGGCCGCGGCGGGCGCGACAAGGGCGGGUGUUCCGGCGUUUGUCGGGCUCCUCACGCUGGUCAACUACCUUGGUGUCGGGCCCGCACAUCUGCUCAUCGUGGUCAGCAGUGUCUUUGGCCUGUCGGUGCUACUCACGGCGCAGGUGUGCAAUGAGGCACUGGGUGAGACUCCGCCCGAACUCCUCAAGGCGGCACUCGUCGCCGCCGUGCCGAUCCAGCUCGAGACAGCGAUAAGAAUCAAAAUAACACCAAGCGGGAAAGAAUAUAAAAAGAUAGGCAAGGCGCGCAUGCUUGUCACCCUUCUAAUCCGAUAUUUACAGAUUAUUGGGUGGGACGCCCUCUGUGGUUACACUUUUGCGACGAUGGCUGGAAGCCUGGGGCGGCCCGUGUGUUCAAGAACCGCCGCCGCCGCCGCCGGAGGUGUGUAUGGCGCUGUGUGGGGGAUUUCCAAGCUGAUAUCGGACUUUGCCUCGAGAUGGUUCGAAAUUAAAAAUGAGUGAGCACUGUGGCGGCCAGUAAAGUACUACUUUGCCUACCCGGUACAGCGCUUUAAUUUUAUAUGUCACGGUCCCCCGGAAACAGCCAUCACCCUCCGGCCACGUCCAGGUAUGCCUUCUCCUCUUCGACGUCGGCCCCGGACGGCGGCGUCCCCUUGGUUGAGUUGCUCAAUAAACGCCCUCGUCGCUACAUUCUUUCUC
Gaeumannomyces tritici R3-111a-1 is the source of this 1068-nucleotide messenger RNA. RefSeq lists its product as hypothetical. The coding region runs from base 205 to 870 and encodes 221 amino acids. The record is from RefSeq and is a predicted model, not a curated record. The transcript is spliced from 4 exons. Lineage: Eukaryota; Fungi; Ascomycota; Sordariomycetes; Magnaporthales; Magnaporthaceae.